GAGCUCUAACCCACGUGACCCGCCGGGGGCGCGCACCGCCGUCUCGGUGCCGGGUCCCGCGCGGCUCCCUGGCCGAGGCGCCCUCACCGUCGUCCGUCGCCCCUGGCGGCCGCUGCGGCAGUGUCGCCCAGCCGGCGGCGCCCCCGGGGGCGAGCCUGGUCCGUGGGAGACAGAUCGAGAGAGAGGGAGAGAUCAGUUGACCUUCUAUCAGCUGAUUCACUCUUCAGUUACCCCUAAACCCAGGGAAGCCAGGAACCUGGAGCUCCAUCUGGGUCUACUAUAUGAAUGAAGGGGACCAAGCUCUUGAACAAUUAUCUACUGCCUCCCAGGAUGCAUUAGCAGGAACCUGGAUGGGAACUGGAGCAGAAAUGUUGCUGAAGUGCUGCUGAAAGGGCCAGAGAUACAAGGAUUUGGGACACAUUUUGAACCUUUAAGCUGUCUGACAUUGACCUCCUUUCAGUAUUAAUAAAGAAGAAGCAGGAGCUUAGGAGGCAUUAAUAUCAACUCAUUAAUAUACUAACCGGACAAUGUUCUGCACACAAUUCUGCAUGGGAACGAGCUGGAUUGGCACAGAAUAAAAUAAUUUCAUAUUUUACUCGCUUGUAAUAUGAUUCAAUGGAGGACAAUUUGAUAAGCAUGAGGGAAGACCAUUCUUUUCAUGUUCGCUACAGAAUGGAAGCCUCUUGCCUCGAGCUCGCUUUGGAAGGAGAACGUCUUUGUAAAUCAGGAGACUGCCGGGCAGGUGUGUCAUUCUUUGAAGCUGCAGUUCAAGUUGGGACUGAAGACCUAAAAACACUUAGUGCUAUUUACAGCCAGCUGGGCAAUGCUUACUUCUAUUUGCAUGAUUACGCCAAAGCGUUGGAAUAUCACCAUCAUGACUUAACUCUUGCAAGAACUAUCGGAGACCAGUUGGGGGAAGCCAAAGCCAGUGGUAAUCUGGGAAAUACCUUAAAGGUCCUUGGGAAUUUUGAUGAAGCUAUUGUUUGUUGUCAGCGACACCUAGAUAUUUCUAGGGAGCUUAAUGACAAGGUUGGAGAGGCCAGGGCACUGUACAACCUUGGGAAUGUGUAUCAUGCCAAAGGGAAAAGCUUUGGCUGCCCUGGUCCCCAGGAUGUUGGAGAAUUUCCAGAAGAAGUAAGAAAUGCUCUGCAGGCAGCUGUGGAUUUUUAUGAGGAAAACCUGUCCCUGGUAACUGCAUUGGGUGACCGAGCAGCCCAAGGACGUGCCUUUGGGAAUCUUGGAAACACACAUUACCUCCUUGGCAACUUCAGGGAUGCAGUUAUAGCUCAUGAGCAGCGUCUCCUUAUCGCCAAAGAGUUUGGAGAUAAAGCGGCUGAAAGAAGAGCCUAUAGCAACCUUGGAAAUGCAUACAUAUUCCUUGGUGAAUUUGAAACUGCUUCAGAAUACUACAAGAAGACGCUGCUGCUGGCUCGGCAGCUUAAAGACAGAGCUGUGGAAGCGCAGUCAUGCUACAGCCUUGGGAACACGUACACUUUACUUCAGGACUAUGAGAAAGCCAUUGAUUAUCAUCUGAAGCACUUGGCCAUCGCUCGAGAGCUAAAUGACAGAAUUGGUGAAGGAAGAGCAUGUUGGAGCUUGGGAAAUGCGUACACCGCUCUGGGAAAUCAUGAUCAAGCGAUGCAUUUUGCUGAAAAGCACUUGGAAAUUUCAAGAGAGGUUGGUGAUAGAAGUGGUGAGCUAACAGCACGACUGAACCUCUCAGAUCUUCAGAUGGUUCUUGGUCUAAGCUACAGCACAAAUAAUUCCAUAAUGUCUGAAAAUAUUGAAAUAGAUAACAGCUUGCAUGGUGCACGCCCAAAGUUGGGACGUCGACACAGUAUGGAAAAUAUGGAACUUAUGAAGUUAACACCAGAAAAGGUACAGAACUGGAACAGUGAAAUUCUUGCUAAACAAAAACCUCUUAUUGCCAAACCUUCUGCAAAGCUACUGUUUGUCAACAGAUUGAAGGGGAAAAAAUACAAAAAUCAUUCUUCCAAUAAAGUUCUCCAAGAUACCAGUAAUUCCAUUGACCACCGACCUCCAAAUUGUCAGAGGAAAAUCAGUGCAGAUACUGUUGGAGAUGAAGGGUUCUUUGACCUGCUAAGCCGGUUUCAAAGCAAUAGGAUGGAUGAUCAGAGGUGUUGCUUGCAAGCAAAGAAUUGUCACAGCUCAGCGGCAGCUGCUACGACUACCCCCAAGGUGCAAAAGACUCUGCCGGUCUCUGUGGUGUCCCCCAACACAGACGAGUUUCUGGAUCUUCUCGCCAGCUCCCAGAGCCGCCGGCUGGAUGACCAGAGGGCCAGUUUCAGUAACCUGCCAGGACUUCGUCUGACACAGAGUAACACUCGGUCUGUUCUCGACCACCUGAUGACUAAAGACAGCAGGGAGCCCGAUGAAGACUUCUUUGACAUCCUUGUAAAAUGCCAGGGGUCCAGAUUAGAUGACCAAAGAUGUGCUCCACCACCUGCUGCCACAAAGGGCCCCACAGUACCAGACGAAGACUUUUUCAGCCUUAUUUUACGGUCGCAGGCAAAAAGAAUGGAUGAACAGAGAGUUCUUUUACAAAGAGAUCAAAACAGAAACACUGGAUUUGGACUAAAGAACCUUUUGCAAAGUUAACAAUGCUCUGUUAGAAUU
Ochotona princeps (American pika) is the source of this 2637-nucleotide messenger RNA. It is a transcript of the gene GPSM2, whose product is annotated as G protein signaling modulator 2. The transcript has 16 exons. The record is from RefSeq and is a predicted model, not a curated record. Gene Ontology annotation, molecular function: GTPase regulator activity; protein binding. The coding region runs from base 616 to 2619 and encodes 667 amino acids. Lineage: Eukaryota; Metazoa; Chordata; Mammalia; Lagomorpha; Ochotonidae.